Messenger RNA from Hydatigera taeniaeformis, 1566 nucleotides. Lineage: Eukaryota; Metazoa; Platyhelminthes; Cestoda; Cyclophyllidea; Taeniidae. The record is from the annotation of a GenBank genome assembly.
AUGAGCACAAAACGAGUUGUUCGACGAAUUCGACGCCACCUGAGUUAUCUGGAUAAACAUUGGACUGAACUGAAUCGCUCCAUGUUGGCCUAUCGACAACAGCUUGAUAGAGCAUUUCAGAAACUGACUGUUUUCGAGCGAGUACUGGACGACGCUGAAAGGGAGUUGGAUGCAGCCCAGAAAGUGCUUAUGGCCCAAGAUCCCGCCUACCCCACAGAUGAACGAACACUUCAGAUACUGUGGGACACAUUUGCAUCCGUAACUCAUGCGAUUGCCGGCUUGGAUGGUCAGGCGUUGUGUCUAAGUGACGAUGGCACUAUCAUUUCCCAUGUUCUCAUCUCUAGACUAGAUGGACUGAAAAUUGGCUUAGAGCGUCUUCGAUCGGAGGCGAAUGAGGGAAUGAACCGUUUGCCCUCUGUAAAUGGUGUGGAUUCAGGUGCGUCGCCUGCUCUUGUGCCGGUUUUCCAACGGACUCUGCGAUCUCCUCCACAGCAUUUACUAAAUUCUGACCAUCUUGACGCUGUGACGACCAAUGGUAGCAAUGCGCCUAUUCCUCGACCAAAAAGUCCGUCGGAAUGUUGGCUACAGGCUUUUCGAACAGGUGAUAUUGAACCGUUUUCGCUACCUACUUAUAUACUCUACCAUGCCACCCAAGAAACGCAAUGGGAUCAUCCCCUUAUGAUUGAGUUACUGCAGAGAAUGGAUGAAUGUAACACAAUCCGUUUCCUUGCCUACAGAACUGCUGCUAAAAUUCGUCAGCUGCAAUUGAAACUUUUCUUCGAUCAGGUUCCGCUGAAUGUGGCCACGGAGACUUUUGCACGUCAUGGUCUUUCGUCACCCCUUUGCAGUGAGGGGUGCGAUGGCAGAGUGAUGGACGUGGCACAAAUGGUUAACUGUCUCACCACUCUAUACUGUCGUGUAUGGGAUGCGUUGGCCAGUCAACCCGAUGUUGUCAAGACAAUAGACACGAGUGCAGGAAUGGUGAGAAGUGGAAUGCCCACUCAACAGUCACCGACGAAAUCCUGUACUUCGGAUUCCACACUGGCUGGCACCACUGGUCAACAAACGUCAGUAACCGAAACCACCUCCCUCUCUGAGAGUCGACCAAGGUCAAAGAAAACCCCCACCCAUCGCAGCGCAAUCAAAUGCAUGUCCAAUGUGCUCUGUGCUACAAGCAACAAACACAGCCGAGGCGAUGAGAGCAAAAGUGAGAAGGGAAGUGAAUGUCCUCGUCAAUGUCCGGUAAAUCCGACCUUGGAGACGCCUCCAGUCAAUGAGCGUGAAUGUGGCCCUCCUGGGAGCGUGCCUCCACCUAGAACCCAACCCCCACCAUCCGCUUUCUCAAGGGUGGAGAAGUUGCAAACGCGUCUACAAUUGUCGGAUGGCCGAGAAUUUGUCCUACCAACAUGUGUGGAUUUGGCGCUUAAUCUCCUUCUAAAUUCGUUCGAUAGAAUUAAGGAGCGAACUGGUAAGGAUGAGAUGAUGGAAGGCUGUGUCCCCCUGCUCUCCUACAGUCCUCAUUCGUCACCCUCCGUUGGCUUUCCUCCUUGUUCCUCUUCCCUUUAG